CCACAAUUUCAAGUUCCUAUUUCAAAACGACGGGUGCUCCAUCCAGAAUCACAGGUUUCAUAAUAUCUCUUAUAUGGAUCAUAAGAAACGAAAAAAGAGGAAGCGAAAGCAUAGAAGAUUCAUAUCUCCUUCCAAUUACUUCCAUUGAUUCACAUCUCGUCUCUUCCCUUCCUACCUGCAAAUUCCCAACCUUGUUAAUUCAAAACCAGGUACUCCACUUCAAUCACAAGUAUUUUAUAUAUAAUCGGAUCGAUUUAAACUCCAUAACAAUCCCGAUGGCACCUUCCAGCUUCAGCCUCCCAACACCCAGUCCACCUCUCGUUCCUGCGAUCUCAAAUCCUAACUCGAAACCUAGAAAGCACUACUUGGCUAUGUCAUCAAAUGAUCAGAACAUGCCGGCCAUCACAGAGCCCGAUCCUGAAUCGCCGGUGGGAAAGCCCAAGGGCAGCUCCCAACUGAACCGAUGGUCUAGAGCUCGUGCCAUACGAACGGGCCGGAGACUGGACCGACCUGUCCCUACGAAACGGGCCACCGAUACGAAUAGGAUCCGUCCGGUGGAGGACGGGGAAGGAAGAAGCGUGCAGGGAGAGGACGUAGGAAGGGAAGAAGAAGAUGAUGAGAAGGAAGCGACGAUUGCGAAGCCGAUCUAUAUGAUCUCUGACGGCACUGGAUGGACUGCUGAGCAUUCCGUCGUUGCGGCAUUGGGGCAGUUCGAGCACUGUUUGGUCGACAGGGGCUGUCCUAUUCAGACUCAUCUCUUCUCGGGGAUUGACGACGUGGAGUGGUUGAUGGAUAUAAUUAAACAAGCAGCCAGAGAAGGUGCAAUGCUCUUCUACACUCUGGCCGACCCUUCCAUGGCUGCUUCAGCCAAGCAAGCCUGCAAGCUGUGGGGUGUUCCAUCAACUGAUAUACUAGGACCCAUCAUUGAGUCCAUCUCACACCAUAUUGGUGUCUCCCCAUCUGGCAUUCCUCGUGGGGCACCAGGACGGAAAGUCCACCUUACAGAGGAAUACUUCAAACGGAUUGAAGCCAUUGAAUUCACCAUUAGGCAAGAUGAUGGGGCCCUACCCCAGAACCUCCAUAAUGCUGACUUUGUCCUGGCUGGAGUUUCUCGUACUGGAAAGACACCAUUGUCGAUUUAUCUUGCACAAAUGGGAUAUAAAGUGGCUAACGUUCCGAUUGUGUUAGGUGUAAAACUUCCAAGAUCCCUUUUUGAGAUAGCGCCAGAGAAGGUUUUCGGAUUGACCAUAAAUCCCAUUAUCUUACAAGCAAUUAGAAGAGCAAGAGCAAAGAGUCUUGGUUUCAAUGACAACACAAGGAGUAACUAUUCAGAGAUGGAUCAUGUGAGGGAAGAGUUGGAGUUUGCCGGUAGAAUUUUUGCAGAAUAUCCUGUGUGGCCAGUUAUCGAAGUGACAGGAAAAGCAAUUGAGGAAACAGCAGCAAUUAUUUUGAGGCUCUACCAUGACCGAAAGCAGCAAUGUUCAAAGCCAAGGAUCUCAAAGCGCUACUAAAGCAAGCAAAGUUUCAGUCCCAAGCCUGUGGCAUGACAUGCUGGUCCAGAGUUAGACAUGAUUCUGUUCCAGGCUGAAUGAUCAGUUGGGCCUUUUCUGGUAUACAUGGUGUAGAUUACAUCAAUACUGCUCGAGCUACUCUUUUAGAAGAACUUUACAAGGGGAACCCUGAGUGAUGUCUGUGCCUUCAGGGAAAAAGGUCGAUAUUUGGGUGAUAAUUCAUGACAUAUGCUUGAUUGCUGUCCUCCAGGUGUGUCUUUGAUGGGUUCCACUGAAGAGUUAUCCUGCCUCGGAAAUCAACUUAUAAUUUGGGGUCUUCUGCCGUAUUUUAUCUAAUCACUAAUAGAAAGUGAUGUAUUUGAUGGCUAUGAUCAGUUUCAAUGAUAUCUGACUUUGAUCUUCUUAGUUGGAUAAAUGCAUUUUUGAUACCUGGCCUCGAGCUCCUUUCCUUUCUCUAAUCCUUGUGAAUAUGUUGUUUAAAUACCAUAAUUACAGCUUCCUGUCAUUACCAUGUGAAAUAUGUACAAAGAUGUAGAAGUUUGCAGAACAGUAAUGUAAAAUGUACUGUAAUCAUUUCAAGUUCUUGGUAGCAAGACUUUCAUUUCCUACUUUUA
Molecule: messenger RNA, 2125 nt
Organism: Macadamia integrifolia
Lineage: Eukaryota; Viridiplantae; Streptophyta; Magnoliopsida; Proteales; Proteaceae
Product: probable pyruvate, phosphate dikinase regulatory protein, chloroplastic
Exons: 3
Coding region: 276-1511 (411 amino acids)
Molecular function (GO): ATP binding; transferase activity, transferring phosphorus-containing groups
Source: RefSeq, a predicted model, not a curated record